AUGGAGCAGUUGCAGCGCGAGUAUCUUCGUGGCGCACGGCGUAAGGCCCAGACGAGCGACUAUUUCGACGCAGACGACAGCGCAGACGAGCGAGAUCAUUCUUCUGCAGCUACUCCAGCAGUCGACGACGAUGAAGUGGACCCAUUGGACGCCUUCAUGCAGGGAAUUGCCACCGAGGUGAAGCAACAGCGCACAGCGCCACCGAAACUAGUGGCUGACAAGCCGCAAGUGUUGAAUCAUGCUGAUGAUGACGCACACAGCUAUCUGGAAGAAUACGCACGUGUAAGUUUUUGCUUCUAA
Molecule: messenger RNA, 300 nt
Organism: Phytophthora infestans T30-4
Lineage: Eukaryota; Oomycota; Peronosporomycetes; Peronosporales; Peronosporaceae
Exons: 2
Coding region: 1-300 (99 amino acids)
Source: RefSeq, a predicted model, not a curated record